AUGAUCGCAUCGCUAGCGUUGACCUCUCUCCUCGCCCUUCCCUCACUGUUCAAGAGUGUCUCCGCCACCCCUGCGGAACCUUCCAUUGCUGGACGAGCUACCUGCACCGUUACUGGUGCUCAAAACGCUGGUACCGAUGACGUCCCUGCUAUCGAGGCAGCCAUCGCCUCUUGCUCUACAGGUACCGUCGUACUCUCGGCUGGCGUCACCUACGCACUUCGGAGUACACUCGACCUCUCUGAAUGCUCGGGAUGCACCAUUGCGAUAGAAGGAACACUCAAGCUGUCGGACGAUCUGGACUAUUGGGAGGGGAACCAGGCUGCCAUCUUGGUCAAUGGAGUUACAGGCGCGACCAUCACUUCGCAGACUAGCACCGGCCUUGUUGAUGGGAACGGUGUACCGUUUUGGACCGAAUUCGCCUCGAACUCUGACUACGCUCGCCCGACCUUGAUGUACAUCGAGAAGUCCUCGGGUAUCACCGUAAGCAACCUCAGAUUCAAGAACGCACCCAAUGUCUUCCACUCCGUCACCGGCUCUUCCACCAAUGUGAUCUACACCGGCCUUCAACUUUCCGCUGUUGAGGACGAUGGUGCUGUCCCAAAGAAUACCGACGGAUUCGACGUGGGCUUGUCCACGUUCGUGACGAUUCACAACACCACAGUCGUAAACGACGACGACUGUGUAGCAUUCAAGUCGGGGUCAAGCUUUACCACCGUCACUGACAUCACUUGCACUGGUUCUCAUGGUAUAUCCGUGGGCUCGCUAGGCGGUGGGGAAGGCUCGACUGACACGGUGGAGAACAUCUACGUGAACGGCGCCACAAUGAUCGACUCCACCAAAGCCGUCGGCAUCAAGCUUUACGAAGGUGGUUCAUCGCAUGGAACCGCGACCGUCAAAAACGUCACUUUCGAGAACGUCGUCGUUCAAGGGAGCGACUACGCCGCGCAAAUACAAAGCUGCUAUGAUUCCGCAAGUGCGGCCAACUGUACUGCCAAUCCCAGCACUAGCUCCAUUACGGAUGUAAACUUUAUCAAUUUUUCGGGGACUACUUCCAGCACGUAUAGCCCGACGGUGGCCAACCUCAACUGCCCUGGAGCCGGAACGUGCGACAUCUCUUUCACAGGCUUCACGGUGAAGAACCCCUCCGGAACAUCUACUGUUCUGUGCUCGAACAUAGACGACUCGAGCAGCCUGGGCUUGACAUGCAGCGGUGCUGCUUCUGGUUGA
Messenger RNA from Stereum hirsutum FP-91666 SS1, 1227 nucleotides. Its product is annotated as extracellular exo-polygalacturonase. The record is from RefSeq and is a predicted model, not a curated record. Gene Ontology annotation, biological process: carbohydrate metabolic process. The transcript is spliced from 6 exons. Gene Ontology annotation, molecular function: polygalacturonase activity. Bases 1 to 1227 code for a protein of 408 amino acids. NCBI's taxonomy places the organism in Eukaryota, Fungi, Basidiomycota, Agaricomycetes, Russulales, Stereaceae.